AUGUCGUUCUUUGAGUUAGUAGGUGUAACACCAAAAAAUCAGAAUUUCCUCGUUGGUUAUGUGUUCAUGCGCAACGAGUGCACGGAAAGCUAUAAGUGGGUGUUGCAGAGAUUAAGGGAGUUGAUUGGGUAUGAUAAAGAACCAUCGGUAUUUUUUUCAGAUUGUGAACUUGGCCUCUGUGCGGCAAUGAGAGAAGUGUUUCCAGGGACAUCACAUUUACUUUUUCGAUGGCACAUUAACAAAGAUGUGGAGGCUAGGGUGACUGAUUUGUUCAAAAAUAAGAAGAUUGGUGCGAGUUUUAAAAAUGGCGAAUGGAAACGUACCAUGGAUGCUACAACCAAGGCAGAUUAUAAUAUUGUUGUAAAUACAGUGAAAGCUAGGUGGGCAAGUUAUCCAUCAAUGAUUACUUACGUUGAGAGAACGUGGCUUUGUUAUAAAAUCAAAUUUGUGACAUUUUGGACGAACCAAGUUCUUCACUUUGGUAACACGAGUAAUUGUAGAGUUGAAUUGAAAGCCAACAUUCGUAGUGAAGACGUGAUUAUUGCAAUUCGUAAUGGUUUGGAGGCAUCAAGAUCGAAAUUUGGUGAAAAGUACAGACAAUUGCCACUGUCACGUAUAAAUGGCAAAGUUUCUCAACAUAGUUUGAAAAUUCUCGGUGAUGAGACGAGAAGGAUGAGGGAGUUGAGUUACCAGUUAGGCUCGUAUAUCAGGAAAAUUCAUCCAUUUUGGAAGACCUUGGUUAUUGGUGAUGGUGUUGAUAUACUUUUCUUCGCUAACGAUUCAACCGAGGAAGCUGCACAUUUUCAUUCCCUGGUUGACGAGGUCAUUGGUAGUGAUCCUACUAUACUUCGAAAUGUAUCUCGCAUCAUUAAAGAGGAGCUGCAUCAGGAUCAUGCAAACCUGGAAGAACCACAUGUAAACCACAAUGUUCGAGGUCGACAAAGGAACAAUGAUACCAGGGGUGAUCCUUGUUAUUUCGAAUAUGUAAACCGUUUAAACACUCAACGUGGUACACAACAAAUAGGCACAACCUCAGGACCGAUGUUGCCUUACAUCAUGGAAUUGAAGGAUGUCAUUGGUGAUGGAAACUAUGGCUUUCGCUAUGUGGCUGACUUCUUCUUUGGUGAUCAGGCGCAAUGGUUUACCGCGCGGGAAACAAUAGCAAACGAGGUCGCCGCUCAUCCAAUGUUAUACCAAAGGAUUUACGGGAUUGGAAGGGUUUGGAUGAAUGUAGAACUUAUUCGAUGGGAUGGUGGAGCGGUUUAUAUGCGGCAUUAG
Molecule: messenger RNA, 1278 nt
Organism: Chenopodium quinoa (quinoa)
Lineage: Eukaryota; Viridiplantae; Streptophyta; Magnoliopsida; Caryophyllales; Amaranthaceae
Exons: 4
Coding region: 1-1278 (425 amino acids)
Source: RefSeq, a predicted model, not a curated record